Molecule: messenger RNA, 3717 nt
Organism: Drosophila obscura
Lineage: Eukaryota; Metazoa; Arthropoda; Insecta; Diptera; Drosophilidae
Product: solute carrier family 12 member 9
Exons: 7
Coding region: 115-2931 (938 amino acids)
Biological process (GO): chloride ion homeostasis; potassium ion import across plasma membrane; potassium ion homeostasis
Cellular component (GO): membrane
Molecular function (GO): potassium:chloride symporter activity
Source: RefSeq, a predicted model, not a curated record
ACACCCACACAAUAAACAAAGGCAGCUGCACAUAAAUUAUUACUAUUGUUGGUUUCGCUGCUGCUAGCAACUUUAAGCGUUCUGGAGCUACGCGCUACUCAACCUACGGCCGCGAUGAGCAGCAAUACGGACCAGGAAACGGCACCAAUCGCCGCGCCGCGUAGUGGCAGCGCUGGCAGUGUGUUUCGGAGCUUCGGCUCCCUUUUCGGGGGCAACAACUCGGACACCACUCGCCCGCUAACACCGCAAUCUGGCGAUGGCUAUGUGGAAUUUGGGAUGCAGGAUCCAGAACGGAGUGGGCGAACUCUGGGCACCUUUGCUGGCGUCUUCAGUCCGGUGGCCCUGUCGAUGUUCAGCGCAUUGGUUUUCAUACGUGUUGGCUACAUUGUCGGCAAUGCGGGCCUCUACAUAACUCUGCUGCAGUUCCUCAUCGCCUAUGGGAUUCUUCUGUUUACGGUGGCCUCGGUCUGCGCCAUCUCCACCAACGGAGCGAUUGAGGGCGGAGGCGUCUACUUCAUGAUAAGUCGCACUCUGGGCCUGGAAUUUGGCGGCUCCAUUGGCACCCUGUUCUUCUUUGCGAAUGUCGUCGGCUCGGCCAUGGCCAUCUCUGGCUGCACCGAGGGCAUCAUGGAUAACUUUGGACCGGGCGGACACUUUGUCGGCGACGGCGCCACCCUGCCCGACGGCAAGUGGUGGCGCUUCCUCACCAGCAGCAUCAUCAACACCUGCCAGCUCCUGGUCUGCCUGGUGGGUGCCGCACUCUUUGCCAAGACGUCAGUGCUUAUUUUGGGCACGGUGACCAUAUCCCUGGUGGCUACGUACAUCAGUUUCCUGGCUCUAGGCGGCAACGAUGACAUGAUACCGGUGCCCGUGGAGAAUACGUAUUAUAAUAAAACUGCACACCUACCGUAUACGGGUCUGAGUGCGAACACACUGAGCGAUAAUCUGGGAGCGCAGUAUGGCCACGAUUAUACAUCGAACAACAAGAUCGUUGACUUCUCCACCACCUUCGGUGUGCUGUUCUCCGGCGUGACGGGCAUCAUGGCGGGAGCGAACAUGUCUGGGGAGCUGAAGAAUCCCGCUAAGAGCAUUCCCUGGGGCACACUCUCGGCGGUGGCAUUCACCUUCGUCUCGUACAUCAUACUCUCGUUCCUGAUGAGCUGCACCACACCGGGCGUGACGAUGCGCAAUAACUACCUGUUCCUGCUGCCCGUCAAUCUGUGGCCACCAUUCACGGCCAUUGGCAUACUGACGGCCACCUUCUCCACGGGACUGAGCAACCUGAUUGGCUCCAGCCGGAUACUGGAGGCCCUGUCCAAGGACCAAGUGUUUGGCUCGCUGCUGAACUUUGUGCUGCAUGGAACGUGGAAGGGAAAUCCGAUUGCCGCCGUUGCGGUCAGCUGGGUGAUGGUCGAGUGCAUCCUGCUGAUUGGCUCCUUCAACAUCAUAGCCCAGAUCAACUCGGUGCUGUUCAUGCUCUCGUAUCUGGCCACCAAUCUGGCCUGCCUGGGCAUUGAGCUGACGGGUGCCCCCAACUUCCGGCCCCUGUUCAAGUACUUCACCUGGCACACGUGCCUCGUGGGCCUGCUGGGCACACUCAUCAUGAUGUUCGUGAUCAAUCCGAUCUAUGCCUCCUCCUGCAUCAUUCUGUGCCUGAUUUUGGUGAUUGCCUUGCAUCUCUUUUCGCCGGCCACUCAGGCAGCCCAAUGGGGAUCCAUUUCGCAGGCACUGAUGUUCCAUCAGGUGCGCAAGUAUCUGCUCAUGCUGGAUCCGCGCAAGGAUCAUGUGAAAUUCUGGCGCCCACAAAUUCUACUGCUGGUCUCCUCGCCACGCUCCUGCUGUCCGCUGGUGGACUUUGUCAACGAUCUGAAGAAGAGCGGCCUCUACAUCAUCGGCCAUGUCAAGGUGGGGGACUUCAGGAGCGUCGAGGAUGUGGAGGAGAACCAGCAAUGGUGGUCAUUCCUCGAUCACAUGCGCGUCAAGGCAUUCACGGAGGUCACGCUGAGCCGCAGCAUUCGCGAGGGCGUUCAGCAUUUGAUACGUUUGUCGGGCAUUGGCGCCAUGAAACCAAACACCAUUAUUCUCGGCUUCUAUGACAAUGAGCCGCCCAAAGAUUUCUUCAAAAACGGUUCCUCCCCCUAUAAAACGGAUGACUUCAACAGCGGCGACAUACAGAAUUUCCCCAUACGACGCGAUGGCGAUCCAAAGCAUUUCCAGGUGCAGGAAUACGUGCAGAUCCUCUGCGAUACGCUGCGCAUGAAGAAGAAUCUUUGCCUGUGCAGGAACUUUCAGCGUCUGGACAAGAACUUUAUAGCCAUAAGCAAACACGUUAAGUACAUUGAUGUGUGGCCCAUUAAUAUAUUCAAUCCCACGUCUGGCGAUCCCUUCGACAUGGUCUCCCUGUUCAUGAUGCAGCUGGCCGUGAUAAUGCUGGCCAAAUGGAAGCAUCUGCGAGUGCGAAUCUUUCUGUGUGAAACGAAUGAUGAGCGCACUGUGGGAACCUUUGACACCCAGGCCCCUCAAAUGGAAGUCUUCUCCAAGAUGAAGCUGCAGCAGUCGCUCAAAGAGCUCCGCAUCACAGCCGACAUUAUUGAGAUUGAGGAAUGGAGUCGAGACUCUGAUUUCGUGCGUCAAGCACGCACCCUCAAGCAGUUCACCGGGCAGGCGGAUAACGCACUGCUGGAGGACGGCGAUGAGACCACGCGUCCCAUGUCGGUCCUGUACAUGAACAGGGCGAAUCAAAUUAUACGCGACCGUUCGGAUCAGACGGCGCUAUCGUUCAUCUACUUGGCAGCGCCGCCAAAGCUCUCGACAACAGAUUUUGCGGAACGCAGUGACGCUUAUGUGGAGCUGCUGACGGAGCUGACGGCUGAAUUGCCGCCCACAAUUCUGGUGCAUGGCGUCAGUACGGUGACCUCGACAACGCUCUAGACUCGAGACUCUAGGCGCAUGGCAAAAGCAUUUCCAUAAGUGAUAACAAAAGAGAAAAAAAGCAAACAAACCCCCCACCCACGCAGUGCAACCAAGCAACAAAGCAACAGAGCAACCGGAAUGAACCAAUUUAGACGGCAAUUUUAUCAUCUAUUGUGUGUGUGUGUGUGUGUGUCCUAUGUGUGCUGGAAGCUUUAGCAGUAGUCGUGUAUGUUCGUUCAGCUAGCACACCGCGGCAUGCCACAGGGAGCAGAAUCAGACUUCAAAUCAAUCCUCAUAUCAGCCGACUCCACAUAUAUCCAAUUUUAUCUAUGUGUAUCCAUGACGAAACGUAUCAUGUUUUUACCCUUAUUCACACACACGCCCCGCCCCCAAUCGAACCCCACCCCGAUAUUAACAUUUAUGUGAUCCAAUUUUACUUCUCCUUCUACUACCACAGCACGAAUAAUGAUAACCGAAAGGCAACAAGUAUUAGAGUAACAUAAUCGCCAGUUUGUGGCUAUAAUCAUAAAGAUUUCAUUAUGCACCUAGUGAUAACUCAACCCAUGGGUAGGGGCUGACGGAUGUACUCACAGUUUGGCUUGGACUUUGAUGGAUUAUUUUAGAUAAAUAUAUAUUUGCGUGUCUCGUGUGUGUGUGUGCUACUUUUUGGAAGCGUUAAACUGUGACUACACCCGCCCCCCGCCUCAGAAAAAAGAAAACUAUUAUCGAUCAUGUUAGCGUUCAAUGUAAUCAGUUCUUUCCAAUAAUCUAAAUACAAAUAAAACAAAUAGCUAUAUUUAUUUA